Truncatella angustata is the source of this 1365-nucleotide messenger RNA. RefSeq names its product mannose-6-phosphate isomerase. Bases 1 to 1365 code for a protein of 454 amino acids. Gene Ontology annotation, cellular component: cytosol. NCBI's taxonomy places the organism in Eukaryota, Fungi, Ascomycota, Sordariomycetes, Amphisphaeriales, Sporocadaceae. The transcript is spliced from 2 exons. Gene Ontology annotation, biological process: carbohydrate metabolic process; GDP-mannose biosynthetic process. The record is from RefSeq and is a predicted model, not a curated record. Gene Ontology annotation, molecular function: mannose-6-phosphate isomerase activity; zinc ion binding.
AUGGUGCAAGUUCCUUUGUUCCGCCUCCAGUGCGGUGUCAAUUCUUACGAAUGGGGCAAGAUCGGUUCAGAUUCAGCGGCAGCCAAGUAUGCCGCUGCUACUCCUUCUGAUGGCUUUAGCAUACAAUCAGACAAGCCCUACGCCGAACUAUGGAUGGGCACCCAUCCUUCCAACCCUUCCAAGGACCUCGAGACUGGCCGAACACUUAUUGACAUGAUUGAUGUCAACUCCGGAUUGAUUUCUCCCUCUGUCAAGGCCAAGUACGGAGCCAAGCUGCCAUUCCUGUUCAAGGUUCUCUCCAUCAACAAGGCAUUGUCCAUUCAAGCCCAUCCAAACAAGAAGGUGGCCGAGCAGCUCCACGCCAAGGACCCCAAGAACUACCCUGAUGACAACCACAAACCCGAAAUGACCAUCGCCGUCACUGAUUUCGAGGGCCUCUGUGGCUUCCGUCCUCUGGGUGAGAUUGCACACUUCUUGUCAGCGGUCCCUGCCUUGAGGGAGCUAGUUGGAGAGGAUGCAGCCAAAUCUUUCAUAGCAACUGUUCGUGGCCAAGAGACAGACGAUUCGUCAGAGUCGACCACUCAAAACAAGCGGGCACUUCAAUCAACGUUCGGCGCUCUCAUGAAGUCAUCCUCAGAUGAUGUUGCAUCUGCCGCAAACAAACUGGUCGCUGAUGCCGAAGCCAAGGGUGCCGAGUUCGCCGAUGGUGGUGUCGAGGCUACAAGCGGCACAACACUCUCUGAGCUCGUCACUCGUUUGAACAAGCAGUUUCCUGGCGACAUCGGUCUCUUCGUCUUGUUCUUCCUCAACUACGUCACGAUGAAGCCUGGUGAGGCCAUGUUCCUCAAGGCAGAUGACAUCCAUGCCUAUGUUUCUGGCGAUAUCAUCGAGUGCAUGGCCGCAAGCGACAACGUCAUCCGCGCCGGUUUCACCCCCAAGUUCAAGGAUGUUCAGACCCUGGUCGACCUGUUAACCUAUGACUAUGCACCCAUUGAGGAGCAAAAGAUGGAACCCAAGGACUAUCCUUACGCAGUGCUCAACCGCACAGCUUACAGUUCCAGCUCACAAACUACUCUUUACGACCCUCCUAUCGAUGAGUUCAGCGUCGUGCGAACUGUCCUCCAUGGCGGUGGCUCCAAAGCUACUUUCGACCCCAUUGACGGUCCGAGCAUUGUUAUUUGUACCAACGGAAAAGGCAAGAUCUCUGUCGGUCCUACAGUCAAGGAGAUCAAGGAGGGGUGGGUUUAUUUCGUUGGUGCUACUGCCGAACUGGUGUUGGAGUCUGAGGGUGGUGAAGAUGAUGAGUUUAUCACUUUCAAAGCCUUCUGCGAAGUAGAGGAUCACAGCAACGGCGAGAAGCUAUAG